Oppiella nova is the source of this 559-nucleotide messenger RNA. The record is from the annotation of a GenBank genome assembly. NCBI's taxonomy places the organism in Eukaryota, Metazoa, Arthropoda, Arachnida, Sarcoptiformes, Oppiidae.
GUUAGACAUCAUUGAUGUACAUCAUGUUUGACAUCCCUUUCCUGUUUAGCCAUUUUACACGUGAAGUUUGUAUUCACUAAAUCAGGGAAAAUGGUUGUUCAGCCGUUAUAUAAGCCGGAUAUCAUCAAAAAGCGGACCAAACGCUUUAAGAGACACCAAUCGGACCGCUAUAAGAAGCUGAAGCCCAAUUGGCGCAAACCCAAGGGUAUUGACAAUCGUGUGAGACGUCGAUUCAAGGGUCAGAUUUUGAUGCCAAACAUCGGUUACGGCUCAUCCAAACUGACCCGUCAUAUGCUGCCCAAUGGGUUCCGCAAAGUCCUGGUCCACAACGUGAAGGAACUGGAGGUGUUGAUGAUGAUGAACAGGCGCUACUGUGCAGAGAUCGCGCACUCCGUUUCUUCGAAGAAGCGCAAAGAUAUCGUCGAAAGAGCCAAACAGUUGGCGAUUAGACUCACAAAUCCUAACGCGAGGAUCAGAAGCGAAGAGAAUGAGUAGACUUUGAAUGGGAUUUGAGUUUUGGUUAUUUAAUAAAACUAAGAGUUUUUGAUUAAAACAAUUA